This is a messenger RNA of Desarmillaria tabescens, 1328 nucleotides long. RefSeq lists its product as uncharacterized. The coding region runs from base 461 to 1213 and encodes 250 amino acids. The record is from RefSeq and is a predicted model, not a curated record. NCBI's taxonomy places the organism in Eukaryota, Fungi, Basidiomycota, Agaricomycetes, Agaricales, Physalacriaceae. The transcript has 7 exons.
CCUCGAGAGUGGCGUUUAUGUCGUGUCUGCAGGGUUGCCGUAGAGGACGAGGUGCAUGCCCUCCUGUCUUGUACUAUCGCUCCAGGUUUGAUAGAGCUUCACCGAACGUUUGUUGCCGACACCCAUGCUUUAUGUCCCAUUUUAAGCAACGCAUGGGGAUAUCUUGCCGUCGAUGACUGGUUGGCAUGCCUCUUACAAUUGCCAGUGUUGGAGGCUUGAUUGGCACAAUGUGUAUCGUGUACUGGAGAUAUUCAGAACUACACCUGUAUAUAUUCCUCCACAGAAGCUUUGGUCACAUAGCUAAUCGUAAUAGUACAUUUCUGCUGGACGUAGAACUCUUGUGAGGCCUGUUGUGAGAACGUUGAACCUUACACUCUUCCCUCGGUCCCUGUGGCAGUAUCAAACCCGUGAGACGUUCCCAGCUCGCAACUGGUGAAUAUCACAGCGGCACGGUGCUGCUAUGGUCUGUGACACGUUUCGUGGCGGCACAGAACCCCGGUGUUCCUUAUUGGGACCGCAUACCGGUUUUCUAAACUCUAAACUCUUUGGUCCUUCUCGCAAUCUUCUCGUCGCUACUUCUACGCCUACGCCCGAGUUUAUGCUCAGCCUCGCCAAAUUAUGCACCCGAAUCGCAGUUUAUCUGGAGAAAAGUUCUGGUAGGAGACACAGAAUUCUGAACAAGACGUUGGAAACGAGUUCUACAGGCCAUGAGCGAUCUGACCAUCUACGUUCGAAAUUCGAUAUCAAGAGCCGAAAGGACUCUGAGGGCUAUGGGCUGCGCCCUGAGGCCCAGUCAAAAGUCCGUCGAGCCGGUUUGAGCCAAAUCGAGCUGCAGAAAUUACCAUAUAGCGUGGUCGACCCGGAUCAAGCGGCGUCAUACAAGAAGGCUUUGAACUCCAAACUUUCGCCUCUUCCAUUAGCACAUCCAAGGAUUACCGGACCUCUUACUGAUAUCUGGAUAUCUUUGAGUCGCUCCAUAAGCCGUCUAGGCAUCGCUAUGGGUGUGGCCAUGGUAUGUUCUAUUCCAUAUAUGCGUGUAUUUCUGAGCUCGCUAAGCCAAAUCUUAUACAGGUCUCGCUUGCCAUCAUUCCAGCUGGCUUCGACUUCUGCAGUCUAUUUCGAUACAUUUAUCUUCACGUUGCGAAAUGCGGUUGGGGUAUCCGAGCAGGACAGGGCUAGCCGUGGGCAGAACGGAAAGGGUUAUGCUACUUAGCAUAUGUAGUAGUGAUGUGGUUCUAUACAUAUUAAUAGCAAAGAAAUUGAGCCCUACGAAGCCUAACAGAACCCUAUGGUAAUGACAUACCGAGCUCGAAACAGCUCGAUUUGAG